UCCCGGCUAGCUUGCUGCUGGCCCAGCCUGCGCGCGCCGGCUCCCGGCUGGAGUCAGCCCAUCUGCCCACCGCUCUGGGGACUUGCCCCUGACCCGCUUGCGAGCCGGCAGCCGGGCGCACCCGGAGAGGACAAGGAGGAGCCAUGAGCCGCUUGCCCGUUAGGGUGGCGGCGCUGCUGUUGGGGCUGCUGGUGGAGUGCACAGAGGCCAAAAAACAUUGCUGGUAUUUUGAAGGACUCUAUCCAACAUAUUAUAUAUGCCGCUCCUAUGAGGACUGCUGUGGCUCCAGGUGCUGUGUGCGGGCCCUCUCCAUACAGAGGCUGUGGUAUUUUUGGUUCCUCCUGAUGAUGGGUGUGCUCUUCUGCUGUGGAGCUGGCUUCUUCAUCCGGAGGCGCAUGUAUCCCCCACCGCUGAUYGAGGAGCCUGCUUUCAACGUGUCCUACACCAGGCAGCCCCCCARCUCCGCUCCAGGAGCCCAGCAGCCGGGGCCGCCAUAUUACACCGACCCUGGAGGACUAGGAGUGAAUCCUGUCGGGAAUACCAUGGCAAUGGCUUUCCAGGUCCAACCCAAUUCACCCCAGGGAGGCACAGCCUACCCACCCCCUCCUUCCUACUGCAACACACCCCCACCCCCCUAUGAACAGGUGGUGAAGGACAAGUAGCAAGAGAAUGCUCGUUGGAGGUGGAGAGGUGGGACGGGGCUCUUCACCAGGCCCUUCCCAUCCCCAUGGAUGUUCCCAUCCCCAUUGAAGUUCACUUCCAGGGACGGUCCAAGGGCAAACUCCUCUUUGAUAUCUUCAAAGCAAGCACAGCUCCCUUUCAAGUUUUCCGUGGAGGACAAUAUUUGAAUUCACACUGUGUCUCCUCUGUUGCUUCUGUUUCUAAUGUAAUCUGUGCUCUCUAGCAGUGUGGCAACAACCCCAAGGGUUAACAUUCUUGGGUGGUGUGGCCAGAUCUUCAGGAGAGACUAAAAGGAAGAGGAAGGCAGAGCCAGCCUGUGAGAGGGACCGAUGGAGGAGCCAGCCCAGGCGAGCCCUGCAGGCAGCAGGCAGCACAGCCCAUGAAGCCAGAUGAGGUUGGGCAGGGUGGCUGCCAGCCAUCAAAGCCCAUUUUUCCUCUUCCAGAAGCUGUUGGAGAAAUAUGCAAGGGGGAAAAGACUCUUGACACUUUUUUUUAAUCUCUCACAUCCUGAAGAUAGGCUUCCUUCUGCCUAAACAAGGAACAGCCGAGUGCUGCCGCUUCCACCUCCAGAUGGAUCUGAAUCAGGCUCACGUUGGAUGUCUGCGGUUAUCUGAAGAUCAAUAAAGUUAUUUAAAUUUAUGGGAAAUUGAUCCCUACUCCAAACUGGGACAUUUCAUUUUAUAAGCCCUUGUUCUGACUUGGGGAGAAAAAUAUAUCCCCGUUUUUAGUGCAUUCUUGGAAGUACAUGUGUAGUGUCCUGUCCUUUGAGAUCAGAUAGGGAGUGUGUCCUCCCUGGAUGCCAGUGCCCAGAGGGCUCUUGCAUCCUUCCCCAAGGCAGCUGUGGGUGGAUUUGAUGGGCACUUUCAAAGCAGAAGGACACAUCUGGCUGGGAAAUCACAUCAACCUUCAGAGGGAGAAAAAACAGCCAACAUGCCCAGCAAGGCACAGCCAGCCUUGUUGAACCAGAGAGGGAGGCAGUUGUGUCUGAUCUGAGCAGUAGUGUGCUGGGCUCUGAAGAUAGGGAGCUUACUGAGAAAGAUGGAAAAAGUACUGAUUUCAUUUACUGACCAUGUGAUCAAAAAUAGAAUAAAGAAGAUGUUAGAAAUGCAAAUCCCCAGAGGAGAAUCCUAUCUUGCCCCAGGGUCUUAUAGUAGUUGCAGGUUUUGUUGACAGAUAGCAGGGAGUUCUGUUCCUCUGCGGUAGUUAGCAGUGUUGACAUGUAUUUAAACCCAGAUUGAGACCUGCCCGUGUCGUGUGUACUAAGAGCAAAGCAGCGUAGCAAAGAUACCUAGAUUACUCUGUGUGUAGUAUCAUGGGGAGUGGGGCUGGUGGGGGGUGUUGCUUAUUUUUUAAUUGACCUAGUCAAAGCCUCUUAAGAAAUUGCUACUCAUUGAACUUUGUGCAUCAAGAUGUCUCUCAGGAGCAGAUGUGGGAUGGUUUUCAUUCCCCCAGAUCAAGAAGCACAGUGUCUUUGCUCUGCUGGGGUAUUUAUGUGAGAUGAAGGGUGAGGAAAAGCAGUGGGGCUCAAGUAACUGUGCGGACUUACUCUAARGACAGAGAAUGUGGGGACCUCCAGGGAAUUCCACGGGAAGUG
Molecule: messenger RNA, 2275 nt
Organism: Urocitellus parryii (Arctic ground squirrel)
Lineage: Eukaryota; Metazoa; Chordata; Mammalia; Rodentia; Sciuridae
Gene: Vopp1
Product: VOPP1 WW domain binding protein
Cellular component (GO): cytoplasmic vesicle membrane
Source: RefSeq, a predicted model, not a curated record